Molecule: messenger RNA, 3091 nt
Organism: Plutella xylostella (diamondback moth)
Lineage: Eukaryota; Metazoa; Arthropoda; Insecta; Lepidoptera; Plutellidae
Source: RefSeq, a predicted model, not a curated record
CGGAGCGCCGGGGCCGGGCGACCGCCGCCGCGGCUCGCCAGUCGCAUCCACGCACGCGCACAGUGCAGUCCCGAGUGACGUGACAGUGACAGUGGCUGAGUGUCACCCACAGAGAAUACCAUGCGCUCCCUUACCAUAUCGUUAGUGCUGGUCGCAGCGCUGGCCGCCGCCGCCGCGCAGACCGCGCCGAGCCUCGCCGAGAGCAUCAACGAGAUCAAGCCUCCCUCGUCCGUCCGCCUCGACCCCUACAUCCGGAGAGCCCUGCUCAAGGCUCUCAGUGAACUCGAAGAGAGCGACAAAAUCACCACCGACUUCACCAGCACUGAUGGAAGCACCGACGGGUCUACGUACGGCACCGAAACCACAGACACGCACAAAACUACUGACUACAACACCGAGUCCAUACCCACUGAAACAUCCAAAGAGGGCAUUCAGAUUCACUCGUUCAUUGUCAACGGUCAGGCGGCAUUCGCCAACACUACGCCCAACGAUGUACCGACGUACAUCAAUGACAAUAUUUCGAUUCUGAGCACAACCUCCGUCAAUGUAGAUCAAGUCACAUCCACUCUUCCGACCAACUCGCCCUUCAAUGAAAUAUUCCAGACCAGCCAAACUGGGGUAAACCUUCAACAGACUAGAAGCGUGGGUAAAAACUCGAACAGUAACAAUGAUAUCGGAGGUGCAGCUAAAACGACAACAAAUGCUGUGAGUACGACGCGGGUGACUCGACCCACGACCACCUCUACCACGACCACGACCACGACUACCACCACCACGCCCAAGCCGACGCACAACGACGACGGACAGAACAUAGAAGAAGUGAACAAGAAAGACGUUCAAGUGUUCCAAGCUCCCCUAGUGGCCGCCUUUACUGUUCAUCAGGACGCUAACGGGCUACCUAAGAAAGUAGUACCACUUUUGCCAGCUGAUGGCCGACAAACUUUAAAACCACAACAAGUCCUCCCUCUGUCUAUCCCUCAAAACAACAAUAACAAUUUCAGACAGCAAAACAUCAACAACAACAUCAGACAGGAAGUAAGGCAACAAGAGUUCAGACAGCAGGAUUUAAGACAGCAAGAGAUUAUUCAACAACAGCUGACUCUACAGAAACAGCUUGAGGAGAAACAGAGGUUCCUUGAGGAGCAACUGAGGAUCUUACAGCAACAGCAGAGACAACAAGAGGAACUUCUAAGGAAGCAGCAGUACUUACUCCAACAAAAAGAGAUUGAAAGGCAACAGCAGUUCGAACAAUUCUCGAACCACAACCAACUGAAAAGACAAGAAUCUUUCGACAAGCAAAGGAUCCAAAAUAACCAAGCUGCUAACAACUUUCAAUUCCAAAAUUUCCAGAAGAACGUUCCUAACCAGUCACCGGUUCAGAAUAAUUCGGUGAGACCUCAAACCCAGCAAGUGUCGAUCCAGCAGAGUGUAGCUGUCCCGUUCCCGAACAAUGGGGCUGGAGUCCAGCAGACGAACAACCUCGGGAACCAGCAGCAGCUGCCCAACAGAGAGGCCGUGGACUUCCUCAUCACGCUCCGCAGCCAGCAGUCCGAGCAGUUCCCGCUGCAGGACAACCAUCUCCCUCAAGGAAUCAGCAACUUUUUACAACCAACACCCGUCUUUGGACAAGCCCAAAACUUUCAGCAAAACUUCAACCAGAUCCGUCCUGCUGAAAAUGGAGGUCGACAGUCAAACAGAGUGUUCAGACAAGAGAGCGGAGUGGGAAACUUUGGCUUUAACCAGAACCAAAACCAGAACUACCAGAGAUUCAACACGUUUGUCCCCAUCCAGUCGCCAAGGUUCUUCGGAUCAAACAGGCAGAACCAAGGGAAUCCUAACUCCGACUUGCAGCAGCUACUUUACCAAACAGGCUUGAAUGGAAGAAACCACGAGGACUUGAAUAUCGUCACCAAGGUGCUAUCCUUGAACCACGGUGUUCCAUUCAACAAUAACAUUUCAAACAGAUUACCAUUUGACAGCAGAAGACAUAGCAGAACGAAUUAGUAAUUUGAUGAUCAUUAAAAUUGGUCUGUUCUGUAACACAAAGCUGUGCUUUGACAGCUGACUCAAUUAGUAACAUUUAGUGAAGUUAUCAUUGCAAAAUAAGCCUAUUAUGACAUCAACUUCAGUACGAUAACCCUGAGUUAAGACAAGUCUUCUAUGAAGAGCCAAAGACCCACGAAUGCCUUAAUCACAGUACCAGUAAUUUUCCCUUAAAAUGUACCUCUCUGAUAUUUUUUGUAAGACCGAGAUUUUAAGUAGGUUGUAUUUUACCCUUUAUUCUAUGUGUUAGUUAGAUUUAGCAUUUAUUUAUUUUACAUUUAUAAUACAAAUAAUUAUGUUUAUAAACUGCCAUACAAAUAGUUAGUUCUAGGAGUGAUGAAUUCUAUGUACCUACCUUGGUCUGUUAUAAAUUAAGUAUAAGAAUCACUAUAAGGUCGCAAUCGGUGUAAGUACCUACUAGGUCACAAAGAAUCUACGUUCAAAAUUAUAAGACCUGUUUUGUAAAAUAAUUCAUCGUGUAACUAACUAAAAUCUACAUAAUUAUAUUUAAAAACACAGUGCACCUCUGAUGACAAUAAAAUAGGUAAAAUCAAAAAUAUUUUAUUACUGACGUACCUAGUUAGUUAGUCAUGUUGUAAUUUUAAACAGCGUAGAGUCCGACAACGCUAACCUAUUAGCCUGCCAAGAAGAAUGUCGCUGAUAAAUUACACCCUGUAUGAAUACCUACCAUAAAAUAUUGACCUACUAGGUUCAUGUUGCGAUAGAAUAGCAUUGCUUAGCCUAUUUAGAUUUUAAAGUAAAAUUAGUAUUAUAAAAUAUUGUGGCUAUUUAAAAUAAAAUAGAGGCUACCUGCUAGUAUACGCGCGCAAAUAAAGAAACAAAUGAAAGUGUACAUUCUAUCUCGAUCUGUCGUUUGCUAAUCGUUGGUCUGUCAAUCCUCCUUCGUAAUGUCACUUUCUAGGCGACACUUAUUAAUUUCUUCUUUAUUUGCGCGUGUUAUAGCAUUAUCGGAAUGACGAGUCAUCACCUAUUUCUUCCGUAGUAAGUUUGUAAAUAUACUUACCCAAUUAAAUUGAUAUGAAAAAUA